This is a messenger RNA of Dermacentor albipictus, 4071 nucleotides long. Its product is annotated as monocarboxylate transporter 12-B-like. Gene Ontology annotation, biological process: transmembrane transport. Gene Ontology annotation, cellular component: membrane. Gene Ontology annotation, molecular function: monocarboxylic acid transmembrane transporter activity. The record is from RefSeq and is a predicted model, not a curated record. Lineage: Eukaryota; Metazoa; Arthropoda; Arachnida; Ixodida; Ixodidae.
AGAGGGCUACAUUGACAGCAGUUGCUUGUACGAAAUGCUGCCUCACGAGUACAGAUCGUCCGAGACUCACCAGCUAAAUGCUUUGCCCUUCUUUACAACUAUUGUAGCCCGGGAUGCUGCUCUCACCGCCAUUGUUUCCUGUAUAUCAAACGACGGCGGUGCCAUCCACAAAAUGUGAUGAAAGGUCCCAAAGGUGAUUGCAGAAGUUGAACAACAAAGACUAGUAUGUGCGACAAGUCGCGUUCGCCUUCCGCGGCACCCAGGGUGGCCCAGCCACACCUUCUGGACAGCCUAUGGAGCGUGCCUUUGAUCACAGCCGCCGCGGCGUUCCUGAGUACGGUGGGCGUGUCCAACCACGGAUUCUUCUACGUCGUGUACAUGCGCCACUACGGAGCAACACGGAAGGAAGCGUCCUGGCCCGCCAGUAUUCAUUCCAUUGCCUGCCACGUGAUAGGUCUCGUUCUCGCUGCUCUACAAAGAACUGUAUCAGUUCACAACCUCACACUGAUGGGUGGCUUAUUUUCUUGGAUGGGCUUCGUACUGUCCGCAUUCGCUCCUAAUAUCCAAGCAAUAUCUGUAACCAUGGGAGUAAUUUACGCUAUGGGCUCCGGGACCAUGGUGAUAAUGCUAUCGGUUUACAACAUUACCUACUUCAUGAAGUAUCGAGGAGUGGCCACUGGUUUCAAGUUUGUUGGCUGGUCCCUGUCGGGUUUGGUGUUCCCUCCUAUACUGACCAUCCUCUUCAAUACUUACGGCUUCCAAGGCGGCAUGCUGCUGCUCGGCGGGAUAGUUAUGAAUGUCAUGGUCUUCAUUAUGCUCCUAAGCAAUCCGAGAGCCAUACGCUGCUGCACCACUGCAAGGAGGAAAAUCAGCCGCCAACUUCUACUUACUGUGGCGAAAAAUGUGUGUGACGCAGAAACAGUGUUUCAACUACCCGUGGAAAUCGAAGUCAAGGCGAGUGGCCAGUCGCAAGGCGAGCCGUCCGAGACUCCGAGUUUAUGCACAGAGUCGCUCUGCGCAGCUUUCGCGCCUCUGAAGGCCCCGAUCUUUUAUGCUUUCCUUCCGUCGUUUGUGCUGUGUGACUACGGCGACAUGCUUCUGUCGACGACCAUCGUGGACUAUGCUAUAGACAAAGGAUUGACAGUCUCCCAGGCCAAGCAGAUGAUCAUAUGCAUCUCGUUGGCGGGGCUCCUCGGGAGGCUGCUUUUACCACUGGCAGCGGACCGGGGCUACCUGAGCCGUAGCGCACUGGUGGCGCUGUGCUACGUGUUCAUAACGCUAGCCUGCUUGGCGUUGCCCCACGUCCACUCGGUUGCAGGCGUCUGGAUGGUGUGCUUCGUGGCUGCGGCGCAGUUUGGUUGCCUUCUGACCAUGAAAGGUGUCUUAGUGGCGGACUACCUUGGCAUCGAAUACAUUGCGGCGGCCAUAGGCGUCACCGGAGUUGCGAUGCUACCUCUGCUGCUGGGAAACCCUGCGAUCAUAGGUUACUUUCGGGACACAAUGGGCUCGUAUGACAACCUGUUCCGGUCAUUUGCAGCCCUGGCCUGCCUCGUGGCUAUGAUGCUUCUGGGCCUCGUGUGCCACGAAAGGACAAGCAACAAGUUCCUGCGUCGGGACAAUAGCUCCGGCCACGUCAACUACGGAGCCACCAUAUAGCGGCAGUAUACGGGCGCCACCACCAACGUUCUGUGGCCGUACUCGCUAACGUCUGUUAUACACCGCACCACAUGUCCACACACAAGCCAAGGGAACGCUGUUCUUGAUCACUUAAGGAAGUGGUUUUGCGUAUUUAGAGGCGUGAAAUAGUGGGUAACCAAAGCAUUAAGCUUGAUAUUGCUACCAUCUUGUCUUCUAAGGAAAGGCAAUUCCACACCUGUUCACUACCUCCAGUGGUGUCCGCGGCAGCUGCCUUUUAAAAGUAUAAUGGUAUCGAUACUAAAACUAUCACUGAAAAUCCCAUGACGUCGUAUGUUGAUUGUGAUCAUUCGUGUGACGACACUUUCGUGGUUGUAUUGAUCCACUAGGCAAAAAGAGCAAAGCGCAGCAUGGUAUUCUGUUCGAGCACGUCCACUGGGAAAGCAACGCCGACUACUGAGGUAACCACCAUUAUUUUCAUGCUUGUAUUUGCCACCGAGACUAUAAGACCGUUCAACAGGCAAAUAUAUUCCACGGAUCUCGAAAUACUUGUGCCAAGUGCAGCAAACAACGUCAAUCAGCACCCACAGCACUAUUCUGACAAUAGGUAACAACAUGCGGCCGCACUGGGGACCUUGUGCGAUGUCGCUAACCUCCGUGGUAUGUGAGUGUGCUUCCACGUUCCGCUGGAAAUAGAAAUGGCGGGUGGCACAAUCUAAAACACUGACAAGACCACUUCCAACGCUCACACAAGCAAGUUACAGAUGAAGGUGGUACACCACAAAUACGAAGCUUCUGACACGUUUCUCACAUGUCGUGUGAGGCUUCCAUUCAUAGGCCAAUCACUUUCGUCGAAUAUCAAGGUGGGCUGGUUUCCCUACGCGGCUUUUCGUUCCGUGAUAAGGCAGCUCCCGAGCCAGAAAUGCUCAAUGCUUGGCCAUGGGAGCCGGGUGCCGGCAAGUAUGUCAGCGUGCUGCUGCUGCGGUGAGCCACCAGAACAGUUUUGCCUUCAGAACUAUUGCUUAGAGGUGCUCCCACUUCUUCAAAUCCCGGGUGGUAUCUUCUAGCGUCCCCGCAUCGAGCACGAAAUAACUAUCGGGAAUCGGAUUCUGUGGCAUCACUCGUCUCACACAGCAGCUUACGAAUUACUAGUAAUAGCCACCUACGCGCUACGUACACGUGUACGAAAGACGACAGCAGGCUCUACGACACGCGCCCUACAUCCGCAUUAACUCCUCAUUCGCCACCCAGGCCAAACAGGCUUGAUUACAAUGACAACAAAGCUAUGUAGAGUUACGAUGAUUAAAAUACGAACUCUGGUUCUUGGUCUUCAAUUUUAAGGGGGUUAUCUGUCCUCUUAAUUACAAGAAACAUCGACUGCUCCGUCUGCUGUGCAAAUAGUAAGUCCAGCAAGACCGCUAGGUUGUCGUCAUGCUGCAGUCACAAAUUAGUGCACUUCCGAUGCUGCUGACAAGGCUGAAGAUAACAUCCCCUGGAAGCACAUAGCAAGUAAGUUACACCAUUAUACCUGUUCGCGGAAGCGUUCUGUGGACAAAAUCACUCCCCCAUUGUGACCAUUUUACGCAUUAGAAAGAGCGUCGACAUUCCAGUGGAAUGUCAUUUUCCUCUGGUCUCUAAUUUCGUGCUUAUGCCAAUAUCGUUCAGAUAUUUACACGUUACGAAAAAAAGUAACUUAUGCAAUCAAAAAUACUUAUUUCUAAAAUGCAAUUUGUUAGUGGCGACCUAAUACGCCACGAAAUCAGUUAAACAAUUACAAAAAAUAAGGCAUACGUUUUACGGCACCCUGUUCCCAAAAUUUAUGAACAAUGCACAAACGCACAAUAUGAAACAAGCUGUCCGGAGUAUUUCAGUCGAUUCACGGUGGUCCUCCACACGUUUUGUUAUCUCCACUUAUAAUUGAUUGUCAAAGGUGUCGUCAGUCUUCUUCCCUCGCUUGUGAACACAUCUGGAUCGACAAUCUCAAGUUACUCGCUGUGCACAGUGGAGGGAAGGGUGUUGUUGCUACGCACGAGCACCUGGAGCACAAAUUUCUGAUUACUCGAUGCUGCGAUGCCCGCGUCUGGGUCCUCUAUGAACCACCAGGCGUCAUUGAUGAGGCUUGGAAAAAUGCCUCCCUGUAGCACCCAUGGAAAGCUGUAAAACAAAACUGUAGUCGCCAGGCAGCCACACCAGCGCCGAUUGAAAUCGUCGACCAAGAUAUGGUAAAGCGGUAAGGUGAGAAAGCGCUUCGCGCCCAGAUGUGCCGGUCUGAAUGUACGCGUCCACAUGUCUGCUGCAUUACUGCGGGCGUUCUACUUCAGCUCCCACAAAUUGAAGCGCUCAGAGCUCCGUCACCUCUAACAGCUUGCGUCGUCAAUAAAGUUACUGGUUACAUUAAUUUCUUGGUCGAAUAGAUCCAACUGAACCUCAGUGAGU